Molecule: messenger RNA, 816 nt
Organism: Gaeumannomyces tritici R3-111a-1
Lineage: Eukaryota; Fungi; Ascomycota; Sordariomycetes; Magnaporthales; Magnaporthaceae
Exons: 1
Coding region: 358-816 (152 amino acids)
Source: RefSeq, a predicted model, not a curated record
GCCUGCGCUCGUUGGCCGUUGGUGCACUCCCCCUUGCUGGUGAGGCUCCUUGCGGCACAGGCGGUGCGAGUAGGCGGCAAAUGUACCUACAGACCUGGGAAAGGUACCCCGUCGAUCCCAGCUAUACCCAGUGCAUGCGUGUCAGCUAUGAUCAAGACCUACAUACACCUACGUAUAUCCCGCACUGCCUAGAAUAGGGGCACACGGGCACUGGCGGGCAAAGGAAUGGUGUGUCUUGGCUCAUGCAUGGGUCGGGUGGCCAUCCUAUACACCUAGCCAGGCCGCACCUGACAGUCUGAUUUGCUCGCUGGCAAAUUGCCUGCGCCGCAGGCUGAGAGGAAGCGGCGGUAGCACAGCAUGACUUUCUGCAACCACAGGAUGCGACCAGAGUCACCCUACGACACAUUGGACAGAAGGAGGGGGGCCCAGAGCCUGCCUUGGCUUUUUGUGCCACCGACCCAAGUCUCGAGCCCGUGGCCGGCAAACGUGUCGGACAGCUGCAUGCCCCGGUGCCCGUCUUGCCGUCAGUGGGCGCCAUUGCUACAAUGCCGUUCAUCUGCAGCCACGGUGGCGCCCGUUCCCGUGGACAGGGAGGCCGAGGGCGCGAUGGUGGUCCCCAAGUCGGCACAGCUCGUUGCCGACGGGACACGGCGUGGUAAUGACAGCACCCCGCAGCUCGCACUCCUCUUAGAGGCGGCCUCUGCAUGCUGUGGGCUGGGGUGCGCUCGGACAGAGUGGGACGGCGACCGGCCGUUCGUCGUCGCUGUGGUGUCACCGGAGAACGGGCCCGGGCACCGGCGAAAUCACCUGGCCUAA